GCGCGCCGAGCUCCCGGACGAACGCAGCCCGCUCCGCUGGCAGGGGCGGCGCAGGAUGCCGCGGGGCUGGCGGCUGCCCAGGCCGCGGGGGGUGGCUCCGUGAGGCGCCCGAGCCCAGCUGCGGAGUUUGCAGGCGGCCCGCGCUGCACCAGAGUCCGGCCGAGGCAGUCUCUCUAGCUGAGAGUAGAAGAACUGGACAUGGACAGUAAUAUAGCUGAAUACCGCAUCAGUGUCAUAAGGAGUCCACACGGGUGGGAAAUAGGCAUCUAUGUAACUGGCGCACUUGUUCUGCUGGGAAUAGCUGCACUAAACCUCUGGAAACUAUGGAAGUCUGGGAAUUAUCCAACUCCGUCUCCAUUUCCCAACUACAACUACCGAUACCUGGAACAAAAGUACGGGACUACGUAUUCGGACAUCAAACACAAGAGAGGGGGAGCCUCAAACUUCCGAAAGGCAGCAGAAAGGACGUCCCCUGUCCGCAAGCCGAGCCUGAAGAUGGAUGACACCUUUGAGAACAUCAAUGAGCUGGGAACCUUAGAGUUGAUGAGCAAAGACCUAGAUCUGGGUCCAUUCGGGCCACUGAAGAAAUCCGUGUCCACUGACUCCCUCAGCUCCAUCUCCUCCAUCGGGAAUAACUUUGGCCAAGACUUCACUGUGGGCCAGGUGGAAGUCAACAUGGAAUAUGAUGUGUUCUCCAACACCCUGCACGUCACGCUGCUGCAAGGGAAGGACCUCCUGGAGAAGGAGGACGUCAACUUUGAGUCUUGCUUUGUGCGCAUCAGCUUGCUCCCAGAUGAACAAAUCAUUGGCAUUUCCAGGAUUCAAAGGAGUGCCUUUUCCGUCUUCUUUGAUGAGAAGUUUUCCAUCCCCUUGGACCCGUCUGCGCUGGAGGAAAACAGCUUGAGAUUUUCUGUCUUUGGCAUUGAUGAGGACGAGAGGAACAUCAGCACUGGGGUAGCAGAGCUGAAGCUGUUGGACUUGGAUCUGGCCAGCCGCCCAUUCAAUGCUUGGCUCUAUCUGCAGGACAUGAACAAGGCAGUUGACUCGGUGGGAGAGAUCCUGCUGUCUCUUAGUUACCUACCCACAGCGGAGAGGCUGACGGUCGUAGUGGUUAAAGCCAAAAACCUCGUGUGGACCAACAGCAAAACGACAGCAGAUCCUUUCGUCAAAGUGUACUUGCUUCAGGACGGGAGGAAGAUCAGCAAGAAGAAGACAGCUGUGAAGAGAGAUGACACAAAUCCUGUGUUUAACGAGGCCAUGAUUUUCUCAGUGCCCGCAAUCGUCCUACAGGAUCUGUCUCUCCGGGUGACGGUGGCAGAGUGUGGCGAAGAUGGGAGAGCGGAAAACAUUGGCCAUGUCAUCAUUGGCCCAUCGGCCAGCGGCAUGGGCAUCACGCACUGGAACCAGAUGUUGGCCACCUUAAGGAAGCCGGUGUCCAUGUGGCACCCCGUUCUACGAAACUAAGGGCAAAGUUACACUCUGCGAGUAUCUUGCAUGGUGCCUAGACUUCCCAUAAUCAAAUGUUCUUGGCAAAUGGACCGCGGUACGUGGGACAUAAACUGUUUUUCCAAACGUUCUUCACAAGUUCCAUUUAAUAAGAAGGAGCAGCAGGGGAAGUCACUGAAUCAGAUCCUUGAGAAAGCUUCAGUGGACCAAAACCUGAGAGAAGAAGCAACUCAAGUGUGAUUAAGCGCAGAAGUGGCUUCCGGGCAAACACUUCCUCCCUAGCACUUCCUUUCCAGUGACACCCGCUUGGGAGUCCCAUUAUCCCUAAUCGUCUGUGAUUUUAUUUUCCAGUGAACAUUACACAAUAGAGCAUGGUCUGUUCACUGACUUAAGAGGGUUAGGGGUAAAUUUGUGAACUCGCACCCACGGUGAUCUUAGCCCCACAGAUUUUCAGGACAGUGCCCGGGGGGAGUUUAGCCACAUGGAUUUUCAUCUAUAUGAUGGCCAGGCUGGCAUUUAACAACAACUGGGUGUUUUCAGUGCAGGGUCCAAAGAGAAAUUUAUGGUUUUAAUACAGUGCUGCCCUGACAAUAGUGCCCUCUCCAUGAGGGGUCCUUUGGUUCCUCCUCAGGAUGGCUCCCCAUUAAAAACUUGAGUUCAGGCACAGUGAGCAGCUCCAUUAGUAGCAGGUGCUUAUUUUCCCCGUCCGACUACUGGACAUUCUGAGCUUAACUCUGAGCAGAGGGAAUACAGAUGUUGGCAUUUUUAAUAAAGGAACAGCCUUUAAAAAAAAAAAAAAGAUAUUUUCCAAAGCAUAAUAUGAACCUAAAGGAGAGUUCCUUUAGGAAGAACUCAUACUGCACUUUACCAUUUCAAUGAACCCCCCCUUUUCCACAGCCCAUUCUCUCAAAGGCUCGAUUCUGUAGUCAGUUGAAGUUGAGGGCCCUCAGCACCUUGGAUUCUUGGAUUUUGGGGGCCUCCAUGUUUGAGGUUGGCUGAAAUUCUUCAAAUUUCUAUUAAAAAUGUCAUCAAAAUCUGACUGGGAAAAAAUGGGGAUGGUAGUGGAAUUUGAUAACAUAUUUGGUGACUCCUGUUUUUUUGACCAACUAUGGAACAGGGUGAAAUGUUUUGAAUUUCAAAUGCCAACCAGAAAAGUGGGGGAAAUGUCUACUCACAAAACAGCUGAUUUCUUUUUUUCCCCCUUCUGUUUUCCAGCCAAUUCUAGAGUCCAACUUGAGACACAUUGGUGCCAAUUUCCAGAGCUCCUGAGCUUCUGCUGACCUUCACUUGGGAUUGUGGGUGCUCAGCACCUCUGGAAGCCAGGCCCACAGGGUCUCGUAUUGGGCACCCAACAGUGUAGGCCUCAGUUUUUACUCAGUCCCCACCUAAAGAUCAAGUUGCAGUCAAGAUUAGCACAUGCCAGCUUUUCUGUAAAGCCCCAGCUCUUGGAAUCAUGUUGUUACUUGCUAAUCUCUCUUAAAACAAAAACAACAAACUGACUAACCAAAUUAAGAGUCUAGCCCUCAUGAUAAUGGAGAAAAGCUUGAAAACAUGAGCACUCAGGGCUCAAACACCACAACGCAAAUGUAAAGAACCCCAAAUUUAUUAUUUGUAUAAAAUGUCAUGAUAUUUCAGCCAAUCUCGUGAUUUUUGGGGCGAGCACCUGAUUCUCAGUUUUGAAUUUAGGAGUUGGGAAAAGUUCAGUCUCAUUGGGGACAAUUGGUGUGUGUUUGCUUCAGGGCAGUGUAAAAACUGACUGAGACUCUUCAGAAGAACCAGCUGCCGCUGAAAGCUGUGGAGGUGGAAUGCAAGCCCAUUACAGGAGGCAUUUCCUGCCAUCUUUGAACUUGGAAAAGCCAUCAAGAACCAAAAUAUGUUGCUUACUGAGGCCUAAGGGGGUCUGAAAUCAGUGCUCUGUUGUGAUGGGCUUUCCAUGAAAUGAAGAGAGAGAUUACUUAAUAGAGGGGAAAUGAAACCAGUCAGCCGUUUAAUUCUACCUCUGUCCAACCAAACGGCAUGCGGCAGGGCAGUUGGCUUCAGCAUCUGGGCAGAACCAUCAAAAGCAGGCACAGCUGGAUGCAGCCAGCCCAUGUUUCCUCACAGCGCAGGGAUAGUUUCUUUAAAGCAGUCUUGGUCAGGCUGCGCCCUGUACUCUCCUGGGGCGGGAUACCCAAGCUAGUAGGAGAGGUGAUCAAAGCAAUGGCGCAUUGUUUCUUUGCUGCCUUGAAGUCUUGUAGUCAGUGAGGAUUCAGGCAAGACAGGAGAGGGAGCUCAGACUGCACCUCUGCUGUGCUGGGUCCUGCCAUGUCUUGGCAGGUAUGAAGCUAUUAGCAGGGCUCCCCCUGCUCCAGAAUGCACCAUUAGCCUCCGGGGCUGGAGUAUGCUCAUUGCUUAGGGGAGGGGAGAACCAAAUAUCAGUGUGCUCUGGGGAGCCCCUAUUUCCCCUCAUCUUACCUGUGUAGGAGCCAGGCAGCUUAUGGACCCAGCUGAAAUGCCCAGCAGGGCUCCUGGGUUCUAAUGCUUGAGGGCAAGCCCAAGCUUCCUGGGCACACAGUGCCAUUGGGCAGCAGGCACUGGGCGAGAGCAUGCUGUGUCCCCGGUGCCACUUCCCCAAGCCGGGGGGCUUCCCCUUUGCUAGAGGAACAUGCUUGUGUUCAGUGUGAAUCACCCUUGUCAAAUGCCUCAAUCACACGGUGGGGAAGUCUGUCAAGUCCAACAAUUGCAGCUUUGUGAACAUGAGAUUCACCCACUUUCCAGCUCCAGCAGCUUCCUACAUUGCUAGUCAAAGGGCAUGGGGGGGGGGCUGUUCCUUAGCGCUGGGUUCUGGGCUUGGCCCUGUGUCAAACUCCUUCAUCCUGCUCACAAAUGUUCUUCACAAAGCUUUAGGAUAAAUUGACGUUGACUUGAACUUUGUUGGCUAUCUGGGCCUGAUUAAAGGCCAACUUCAGUGGGCUUCGGCUCUAUGAGCUAAGAGGUGAAAACAUUAGCUACAAGUUGUUCCCCCCGUCUUGAUUCAGACAAAGGUUAGAAGCCGUUUUAUUUACACAGCCUAGUGUCCCAGUUGUAGCUCCCUCUAUGAUGGAAGCAGAGCAAGGAUGGUCUUAUGAUUCAGGCUCUGGACCAAGACACAGGAGAAGGGGGCUUUAGCCCUGGCUCUGAUACAGACGUAGAUGUGGUAUUGGGCUAUCACUCAGACUGGACCAUUACUGGAUGUCCUUUUAAGAGCUAUGCUGGAGUCCAACCACCAAGUUAUUAAUGCGGAAAUUGCUGGGUGAGAGUCCCUGAGCUGUGUGAUACAGGAGCUCAGAAAAGAUGCUCACAGUGCUCCCGUCUGGCCUUAAAAUGUGUGUGUUGCAAAUCUCCUUCCCAAGCAUCAGAUCCAUUUGGGAGCACAAGGCCAGGCCGAAACGCUUUUGGCUGCAGACUCUGAUAAUGCUCGGUGCAAAGAAGAAUGAAAAUGUUAACGGUAUUUAUGGGACAGACCAAAAAGCAACAAUGGCGGUAGUUAAAAUUUGUACUUUGAAUGCUUAAUAAUCCGCUCUCUCCACGCCAUUGUUUUUUCAGCAUUACAUCAUAGCAGAGUAGAGCAAUGUGCCAGCGGUUGAGGGGGGGAGGGGUAUAUGAAAAGUGUAUCUAGCAUCAUGCUGUAGCUGUGCGAUGUAUUUAAAUGGUUAUGUUAUCACUUUAAAGAUCUGUCAGCCUUGGUGUAUUAAACUACAGCACCUGCCCUUCAUUCCAGCUGAAAGAUAAAUAAACAGCGAGGAGACUUGGCAAAUGA
Messenger RNA from Mauremys mutica (yellowpond turtle), 5224 nucleotides. RefSeq names its product synaptotagmin 12 (gene SYT12). The coding region runs from base 199 to 1464 and encodes 421 amino acids. The transcript has 8 exons. Gene Ontology annotation, biological process: regulation of dopamine secretion; calcium-ion regulated exocytosis; regulation of calcium ion-dependent exocytosis. NCBI's taxonomy places the organism in Eukaryota, Metazoa, Chordata, Testudines, Geoemydidae. The record is from RefSeq and is a predicted model, not a curated record. Gene Ontology annotation, molecular function: clathrin binding; calcium-dependent phospholipid binding; calcium ion binding.